Molecule: messenger RNA, 1047 nt
Organism: Orycteropus afer afer
Lineage: Eukaryota; Metazoa; Chordata; Mammalia; Tubulidentata; Orycteropodidae
Gene: MRPL3
Product: mitochondrial ribosomal protein L3
Exons: 10
Coding region: 1-1047 (348 amino acids)
Biological process (GO): translation
Cellular component (GO): mitochondrial large ribosomal subunit; ribosome
Molecular function (GO): structural constituent of ribosome
Source: RefSeq, a predicted model, not a curated record
AUGCCGAGCUGGAGACUGCUGGCUCAGGCCGGCGUCCAAGUGCUGGGCCGCGGUGCUGCCGCCCCGGGUACUGCCGGGGGAUUGGGGGACAGAACAAACAUACGGCUUUUUGUUAGAAAUCUCCACGGCAAGAGUUGCACUUGGUGGGAUGAACAUCUUUCUGAGGAAAAUGUCCCAUUUAUUAAGCAGUUGGUCUCUGAUGAGAAUAAAGCCCAACUGGCAAGUAAACUGUGUCCUCUGAAAGAUGAACCGUGGCCACUACUUCCUUGGGAACCAGGUUCCUUUAGAGUUGGCCUUAUUGCACUGAAGCUGGGCAUGAUGCCUUUAUGGACCAAGGAUGGUAAACAGCAUGUGGUCACAUUACUUCAGGUACAAGACUGUCAUGUCCUGAAAUACACCCCAAAGGAAAAUCAUAAUGGAAAAAUGGCAGCCCUAACUGUAGGAGGAAAAACUGUAUCACGUUUUCAUAAAUCUCCAUCCAUAUUGGAAUUUUACCAAGAACUUGGAUUACCGCCAAAGCAGAAAAUUAAAAUCUUUCAUGUGACAGAUAACGCUGUAAUUAAACCAGGCACUCCUCUUUAUGCUGCACAUUUUCGCCCAGGACAGUAUGUGGAUGUUACAGCCAAAACUAUUGGUAAAGGUUUCCAAGGUGUCAUGAAAAGAUGGGGAUUUAAAGGCCAGCCUGCUACUCACGGUCAAACAAAAACCCACAGGAGACCUGGAGCUAUUUCAACUGGUGAUGUUGCCAGAGUGUGGCCUGGUACUAAAAUGCCUGGACAAAUGGGAAAUAGAGAUAGGACAGUACUUGGACUUAAAGUGUGGAGAAUAAACACAAAGCACAAUAUAAUCUAUGUAAAUGGCUCUGUGCCUGGGCAUAAAAAUUGCUUAGUAAAGAUUAGAGAUUCUAUCUUGCCUACAUAUAAGGAUUUCUGUAAAAAUCUACCAUUCCCUACAUAUUUUCCUGAUGGAGAUGAAGAGGAACUACCAGAAGAUUUGUAUGAUGAAAAUGUGUGUCAACCCAGCGCACCUUCUGUUACAUAUGCCUAA